This is a messenger RNA of Plasmodium gonderi, 405 nucleotides long. RefSeq names its product selenoprotein. The transcript has 2 exons. The record is from RefSeq and is a predicted model, not a curated record. NCBI's taxonomy places the organism in Eukaryota, Apicomplexa, Aconoidasida, Haemosporida, Plasmodiidae.
AUGGACAGAAUGGGUAACAAAAUUCCCGUAAAGGGAAUGGACUUAUUGACAAUAAGAAAUGUCAUCGUCCUAAUUGUUGGUAUUAUUGUUCUUAUACUUAUUCACAAGUUAAUGAAAUACCGAAAUAAAAUUUCAGAAUCUAAGAGGAAUAAUGAAAUAGAUAAAAAGAUGAAAAUAUCCAGAGAGAAAAGAUUGCAGGAAUUGGAAAAAGAAAUGGUAGCUAAUAAACAAAAAAUGAAGGAACAGUUGAACAAAGAAGAAGACAAAAAGGAUAAAGUGUUAGACACAACCAAACCAAAAACAUGUUCUAAGGACAAUUCGUCUUUUAGCCAUUUUAGGGAUUUAUCAAAUUAUUAUAGGCCAUCUAUAAGGAACAGGCAUAAGAAUUCAACAUCCUGACGAUAA